AUGUAUCCUAUACAUAUUGUCGCGCUGUUAGAAUUGGCAUUGGCUAGCCUCAGCCUCUCGCAGGCAGCGACCAAGUGCAGUCCGCUAAAAGAGCGUUGUCCUCCAGACGUGGGCUUGAACCGCGAAAGCUUCACUUCAGAUUUUACGUGGGGUAGAUCUUCAUUGGCUGGUUGGGCUAACAUCAGUGGUAACAUUAGCUGUGGUUCUGAUGGUGCCGAGUUCACUAUUGCAAAGAAGGGAGAUUCGCCUACCAUUGAGACGGACUUUUACGUCUUCUUUGGCAAGGCUGAGGUUUUGUUAAGAGCUGCAGCCGGUAUUGGAAUUGUGAGUAGCAUUGUUCUGCAGUCGGAUGUUCUUGAUGAAGUUGACUGGGAAGCGCUUGGAGGUGACACAAGUCAAAUCCAGACCAACUACUUCGGCAAAGGAGAUAAUUCGAGCUAUAACCAUGGUGCCGACGAGGCUGUCGCUACGCCCCAGGAGGUCUUCCAUACCUAUACUAUUGACUGGUCACCCAAGGCUAUCAACUGGUCCAUUGAUGGCGUUGUUCAUCGCACUCUGGCUUAUGCCGAGGCUAAUAGUGGGAGCCGCUUUCCCCAGACACCCAUGCGCUUGAGACUUGGAAUAUGGGCAGGUGGUGACUCUGACAAUGCUCCUGGAACUAUCUCAUGGGCUGGUGGACGCACUGAUUAUGCUGCUGGUCCAUUUACCAUGCAUGUUAAGUCUGCUUAUAUUGAGAAUACCUAUCCUAGUUCUAGGUACACCUACGGAGACAACUCAGGCUAUUGGGGUAGCAUCAAGACCGAUGCUUCCAGACCUCCAGCUUGA
Aspergillus calidoustus is the source of this 825-nucleotide messenger RNA. The record is from the annotation of a GenBank genome assembly. Lineage: Eukaryota; Fungi; Ascomycota; Eurotiomycetes; Eurotiales; Aspergillaceae.